UUUCCUCAUAAUCUCUGUCUCUGAAUUUUCUCUGUUUUCUCUCUCCACAUGACGAUAUCAAGAAAACAUGCUGACCCUCUUCUUGAUUAAAAUGCUAAAAUUUUCAAGGUUCAAAUAUCCAGUACAUAUAUAUAUAUAUAUACAUGCAUAAAUAUAGGUGACCAAGAUGUCUCUAGAGGUAUAAAGAUUGUAUUUUUAUGAGCUAUGAAGAAAAUCCACAAAAGGGUUAUUGGAAAUUGAAAGUGAAAAUUAGGUUCUUGGCUGCAUUUCUUAAGUUAAUUGCUUCAAGUGUUGGAAAGAUUAGAUUUUUGAGAGAAAAAUGAAGAAAGUACUAUAAGGGGUUUCUUUAUAUAGUUUCUGGAAGUGAAAAAAUAGGGUGGGGACGAUGGAGGACUCUAGUGAUGUUUUUAGGGUUUGGUUUUAGGUUUUCUUGGGAUUAUAUGACUUGGGUAUUGUGUAGAAUUUGGGUUUAGUGGGGAUUCGUAUAGCCAACUCCAACUUGUUUGGGACUGAGGCAUAGUAAUUGUUGUUUGGGUAUAGUAGUGAUUCAUAUAGCCGACCCCAACUUGUUUGGGACUGAGGAGUAGUAGUUGUUGUUUGGGUAUAGUGGGGAUUCAUAGAGCCGAGCCCAACUUGUUUGGGACUGAGGAGUAGUAGUUGUUGUUUGGGUAUAGUGGGGAUUCAUAGUGCCGAGCUCAACUUGUUUGGGACUGAGGCUUAGUUGUUGUUGUUUGGGUAUAGUGUAGAAUUUGUUUUAUGUUUGGAAUGAGGAGCAAAAUUUGAACUUUUCUGGGAAAUUCAAAUCUUGGGUUGUUGGAGUGGACAGUAAAGUUGCUAUUUUGGGAAAAAAACAAGUUGGUGAAAUGAUAUCUUCAGGGACAAAUUUGGUGAUGACUGUGAUAGGAUUUGCAGUAAGUACCAUGUUCAUAGUAUUUGUGUGCACAAGGCUAAUUUGUGCAAGAAUUCAAUUGAAUGCAAGACGGCACUCUUUCACAUAUGCUUCUAGAUCUGAUCUUAGCAUUUUGGAGCGUGGUUUACAUGGUCUCGAGCCUCUUGUUGUUGCCAACUUCCCGACAAAGAAGUACGGGGAUGUGUUUUUUACCUCUGCAGAAGAUGCUCAGUGCAUUGUUUGCCUUGUCGAGUAUCAAAAGCAGGAUGCGCUACGUAUUUUGCCAAUAUGUGGGCAUUCUUUUCAUGCAACAUGUAUUGACAUAUGGUUUCAGCAGCACUCCACGUGCCCAGUUUGUCGAAUUUCUCUACGUGAAACACCUGAAAAAAAGCGAUUUAUGCAACCACUGUUUAGUUCAGCUAUCCGAUCUCACUUUGAGAUGGACUCCCUGAAUGUUAGUUCAAAUCUUUGUCUAUCAGCUGAGCAGAGGCAUUCCAGCCUGAGAACGGACUCCACCACAGACGCUCAAUGUCCACCCGAGGUUGGUAUGAUGGUAGUCAGAGGAAACAACGUCGUAUCAAACGAUGAUAGUCAGAACACGAAAAACUCAGAAAACAAGCAAGUUGAGAGCCCAUCAAAUGCAUAAGCUUUUUAAGUCAAGAUCACACAGACUCGAAGAUUUCACAAUGUAGGUAUCGCGUUCAGUCCGUUGCUCGGAUUUUGAUUUGGUAGAUAACUUACUGCUCAUAGCCUUUUGUAAAUAUAGCAAAGUAUUGUUUCUUUCAUUUUUUGAGUACCUUACAUGUUGCUAUACUUCAGUUUUCAACUUGAAAAUUGGUGGUAAUUUUGUAGAUCAAUUAAUUCAGCUUCCUUGCUGAACAAUGUCAAUUACAUAUAUGAGUUUAGUAUACAAGAAUCAAGAUUGUAUCUAAUAUUUAUUUACUUGAA
Solanum stenotomum is the source of this 1837-nucleotide messenger RNA. Its product is annotated as RING-H2 finger protein ATL38-like. The record is from RefSeq and is a predicted model, not a curated record. The transcript has 3 exons. NCBI's taxonomy places the organism in Eukaryota, Viridiplantae, Streptophyta, Magnoliopsida, Solanales, Solanaceae. The coding region runs from base 864 to 1535 and encodes 223 amino acids.